AUGGCAUCACUCCGUUUUCAAUAUACCAAGGCAAAUGGAACGCUGCGUUCCGUGAUAUGGAAGCCGAGAUUAUACCCCAUGUGUGAGGACCAGGGCAUGGCUAUUGUCCCUUGGGCGGCGCUCGGCGGGAGCCUGCUUCUAUCUUGCCAACAGAGGCAAGAGCGUGAGAAAAAGCAGGCUGGCCAAAAGAGCUUUUACGAAUUGGGUCCGCAUGAGCUCACGGUGUCUGGCGCACUGGAAAAGGUCGCUGUUGCCAAGAAGACUACAGUGCAGGCUAUCGCCCUGGCGUAUUUGUUCCACCCAUCGACCUACGUAGUCCCAAUCGUCGGCGUCCAGACGAUAGACCACGUCAAGGGGAUGAAUGAUGCAAUAAGUGUCAAGCUCUCGCCCGAAGAGAUCCAGUCAAUACAAGAUGCUGCGCCGUUCAACCCUCUUUUUCCCAUGAACUUCCUUAAUCAACUGCAAGGAUGGCAAGGGGUUCAGGACUCGGUUGACGCCGGUGGACCAUGCGCAGUAUAG
Aspergillus nidulans FGSC A4 is the source of this 519-nucleotide messenger RNA. RefSeq lists its product as uncharacterized. The transcript has 2 exons. Lineage: Eukaryota; Fungi; Ascomycota; Eurotiomycetes; Eurotiales; Aspergillaceae. The record is from RefSeq and is a predicted model, not a curated record. Bases 1 to 519 code for a protein of 172 amino acids.